GGUGGGGGAAAAGAGCGCCUGCACUUGCUACCCGAACUUGGAGCAUCCUUGACCUCUGCGUGCUGUUGGAGCGAGAGCAAGGCACUUGCCUCCCUGAGCCCGUGUCCCUUCUGUCAGAAUAAGGGUCGGAAUGCCUGGGCUGGCGCACCUGUACAGCACCCAGCGCGCAGUGGGUCUCAGCCAGCGAGGAAGGAGGGUCUAGACCCGUGGCCUUACAGAGUCCAGCCUGCUCUGGGAAGAGCACCCAGUUGUCCCUGCCAGGCUGCUCAAUCCCCGCUGACAAUGGAGGAAAGAGAGGAGGAUGACACCGAAGAAGCCUGGCUGCAGCUGCAGCCCGUGGAGCCCUUGCCUUCCCAGUGCUGCGGCAGCGGCUGCUCACCCUGCGUGUUCGACCUCUAUCACCGAGACCUGGCGAGGUGGGAGGCCGCCCGCGCCAGCAAGGACAGGAGCCUGCUGCGUGGGGAGGAGGCACAGAACUGCCCCUCCAAGCUGAGUCCAGAGACCUUCCAGGCCUUCCGCAUCAGCGCCAUGGACAAGCUCACUAAGGACACCUACCGUGUUCGGUUCGCACUACCAGGGAACAGCCGGCUCGGCCUGCAGCCCGGCCAGCACCUCGUCCUACGAGGGAUGAUAGAUGACUUAGAAAUUCAGAGAGCCUAUACGCCCAUCAGCCCUGCCAAUGCGGAAGGAUACUUUGAAGUCUUAAUUAAGUGCUACCAGACUGGGCUGAUGUCCCGGUAUGUGGAGUCCUGGAGAGCCGGAGACACAGCUUUCUGGCGAGGACCUUUCGGAGGCUUCUUCUACAAACCAAACCAGUAUGGUGAGGUCCUCAUGCUGGCCGCGGGCACGGGCCUGGCCCCCAUGGUGCCCAUCCUGCAGAGCAUCACAGACAACGCAGAUGAUGAGACCUUCGUCACGCUGGUCGGCUGCUUCAAGACCUUCAAGGGCAUCUACCUGAAAACCUUCCUCCAGGAGCAGGCACGUUUCUGGAACGUCCGCACCUUCUUUGUCCUCAGCCAGGAGAACUCUCCAGAGCAGCUUCCCUGGAGUUACCGAGAGAAAACCCACUUUGGCCGCCUGGACCAGGACCUGAUUGGAGAGCUGGUCAGCGGCUGCCGGAGAAAGCCAUUUGCCUUGGUCUGUGGCUCGGCCGAGUUUACCCAGGAUGUGGCCAGGUGCUUGCUGGGCGCCGGCCUGGCCGAGGACUCCUACUUCCUCUUCUAGCUCUGGCCCUUCCAAAGCCCAAGCCUGGGGUCUGCUGCUGGGACCAGGAAGAAACCAGGCUUGGCUCCAUGCUGACCUGCCAGGCGACCUUGGGCAAGUGCCUUUACCUCUCAGAACCGCCCUGUCUCACCUGCCCCCGGCCCCUGCUGCGGACAGGGUGCUGUAGGAGCCCCGGGGAGGCGAGUGCCAUGUGGUCCGGCGCUCCUUGGAGGAAGCCACGUCCAGGCUGAGCUCCAGGAGCAGUGCAGUCCAGCCAGAGAAGGUGGGAGGAGCCUCCCUUCCCUGGGUCAAAGGGCC
Messenger RNA from Tupaia belangeri chinensis (Chinese tree shrew), 1521 nucleotides. RefSeq names its product cytochrome b5 reductase like (gene CYB5R5). The record is from RefSeq and is a predicted model, not a curated record. The transcript is spliced from 7 exons. NCBI's taxonomy places the organism in Eukaryota, Metazoa, Chordata, Mammalia, Scandentia, Tupaiidae. Gene Ontology annotation, molecular function: oxidoreductase activity. Bases 283 to 1224 code for a protein of 313 amino acids.